This is a messenger RNA of Aspergillus lentulus, 1926 nucleotides long. RefSeq lists its product as uncharacterized. The record is from RefSeq and is a predicted model, not a curated record. NCBI's taxonomy places the organism in Eukaryota, Fungi, Ascomycota, Eurotiomycetes, Eurotiales, Aspergillaceae. Gene Ontology annotation, molecular function: DNA-binding transcription factor activity; transcription cis-regulatory region binding. Gene Ontology annotation, cellular component: nucleus. Gene Ontology annotation, biological process: positive regulation of transcription by RNA polymerase II.
AUGCGAGUCACUUUCCGGGAAGCAAAUACGCAGAUGCUGGUGCACGACCCACGGCAGUCGGAGAAUCGGACGCACAAAUCCUUUCAGAUUAUGGACGUUACCUCUGAGGUGAUACGGGACUAUCAUCAGUCUUCUCCCGUUGGUACAGUCCAGCAUCCUCUACUCGACCGGGGAUCCGCCACUCCACUGCACCAUGCGCAGGACCCUGGACGGCGUGAAGAAGAGGCCAGGUGUGACCUACCCAAAUUGAGCACAAGCGCCUCGCAGCCUCUUAAUUCUGAUGAUUCCGAGCUUGCUUCCGAAGACCUUUCAAUGGGUCGCGAGCUUUCCAGGCAUUCGUCUCCGGACCAGUCGGGGGACAUGGCAAACACAAAGCUAUCGGGCCCUGGAGGCCGAACAGAACUGAGUCAGCCCACCGCUGCCGGGAAUUUCGUGGAUAGCAAUCCGUGGUUACAGCAAGUGCUGCACAAAUCGCCUGCCGUGUUCGCUCCUGGUCCAGGCCUUGAUGCGAACACUUCCCCUCUGCUGCAACGCUUUCCUGAAUGUUGUGAUUCCACUAAUUAUUCCCCUGAUGUGAGUCUCGAGGAUGGCGUCUUCCUGCCAGGUUCCGAUUAUCUUGAGCUGCACUCCACCCUGAGGAGCCAUCUCAUGCAAGAAGCGCGAUCCCGUUACCCUUCUCGGCGAAACUCUACCGACAGCGCGGGUCCAGCUCGAUCGAGUCUCGGGCGCGAAGGUUUCACUACGGUCCCGAUUGUACAGCUCGGGGAUUACGAAGAUUAUAGCCUGAUGUCCAACAACCAAAUCCCCGUGGAUCUGCCCAAGGAUGUGGAAUAUGUUUUGUGGAAGAACUGGUUGGAAGAGAUUGCCCCGUGGCUGGACAAGUUUGACAGUCAACGCCAUUUCCAAUAUACCCUUCCCGUGAUGGCGCAAUCCCACGAGCACCUCCGGUACGCCAUGUUAGCUGUAUCUGCCCGCCAGCAAGAGCAGAAAGAUAAAACAUUGCCCAUUGAGCGCAGUUUAAUGCUUUACCAUAAAGCCAUCCAGCUUCUCCUCCCACAGCUUCCAACGAGGACUACUGCGGUGAUCGGGUCUUGCGUUGUCCUGUGUGUGCUGGAGAUGCUCAGCUGUGCCCCGAAAGCCUGGCGACGGCAUCUCGACGGAUGCGCACACUUGAUGCAAGCAGUGGGUAUCAAUGGCUUCGUUGGAGGUGUUGAGCAGGCACUCUUUUGGUGCUUUGCCCGGAUGGACGUAUGCGGCGGCUUGAUUUCCUCCAUCAAGACACUGAUACCGGUCAACCACUGGGCUUCCAUGAUUGACCUCAAUACGGACAUCGGACUCUUUCAAUCCGUAUCUACGUUUGAAACCUGCGCAAACCAAGCAGUCUACCUCUGUGCGCAGACCUUGGAUCUCCUGGCGCCAUCCCACUUGCUAGGACGAGCGGCGAGUGUGCGGUGCGACCCCAGCGACGUAGCCUACAUGGAACGAUGGUUGAAGCUGUGGCGUUAUAUGGAAGACUGGCACGUCAAACGGCCAAAAGAGAUGAAACCAAUCGUCAACCUUCCCUCCACUGAUCCAUUUCCCACGAUUCUUUUCAGCAAUGCAGCGGCAAUAUCCGGAAACCAGCUCUACCACACCGCGGCAAUAUUACUGUUGCAGUCCAAGCCGACCAAUGUGCGACUAGACCCCAAGCCACGCUCGAUCUUGUGGCAUGCCCGCCAGAUUUGUGGCAUCUCCAUGAGCAAUGACCAUCACGGCGCGUGGACCAACUCGAUCCAACCGCUGUGGAUUGCGGGCCAGUGGAUGAGCCACCCAAGCGAGCACCAGGCAAUUUUGAGAUUACUUGAGAAAAUCGAACAGGAGUGUGGUUGGCCCACCAAGUGGCGGGCGGUCGACCUUCAAGAGUUUUGGGGAGAUUUGUCGCAAUAA